UGCGCUAGCGACGCUUAGUUGUAGUUGAGUUCUCACUGGAGUCACAUCGUAUCAGCAGACGAUCGUGUGACUUGCUGUGAUCUGUCUGUGUAAAGGUUCGUUCCGCCUCUGGAAGAGAGGGUACAAAUUGCUCCCUAAAAUGCAUCUUCUCCCGCUGGUAUGUCUUGUUGCUGCCACCGCCCUGCCUACGACGCUUGGUUCACGGAUCCUUUCCGUGAAUGUGUUCCCGGGGCGUAGCCACUGGAUGAUGAUCAGUAGCAUCCUGGAGGAGCUACUCGAUCGGGGCCAUGAGGUGACCGUCAUCACCAACUAUCCGAGGAAAAGUGCACACCCAAACCUUACCGAGAUUGUGAUCUCGCCGAUCUACGACUUUUGGGGCAAAUCGGUUAAGGUGGACUCGCUGUACGAUCUUACCGACAUCUCGGUGCACCAGAUGCUGAUGGACUUUCUGUAUCCGCUGGGUCUUCAAACGGCCGAGUAUGCGUUCACUCGGGACAAUGUGAUGGAGUUUCUGCGUAAUGAUAAGACGCAGUUCGAUCUGCUGCUUGCGGAACAGUUCUAUCAGGAAGCGUACCUGAUGCUGGCACACAAGUAUAAAGUGCCGAUCGUGUCCAUAGGUACGUUCGGGUUCGCACAGUACAUGGGCCCAAUGAUGGGUUUGAUGAACGCGUGGUCACACGUUCCGCACGAGUUUCUACCCUUCACCGACCACAUGUCACUCUAUGAACGGGCUUACAACUCCUUCGUCAGUUCGUACGAGCUCCUGCUUCGCUCCUGGUACUAUCUUCCCGAGCAGCAAGCAAUGGCGGACAAGUAUUUCUCAUUUCUGCCCGGUCCACUGCCCCGGCUGAGCGAUCUGGAACGUCAAGUGUCGGUCAUUCUGCUCAACAGCUAUCCACCCCUUACGUCGACCCGUGCCAAAGUGCCCGGCUUGGUGCAGGUCGGUGGUUUACACAUCAAACCGCCCAAACGUCUUCCGGACGAUCUGCAAACGUUCAUCGACGGUGCAACGGAUGGCGUGAUCUAUUUCAGUCUCGGCACAAACCUCCGCUCAGCGGACAUGCCACCGGAGAAGCUGUCCAUCAUACUGAAGGUGUUUGGUGCGCUGAAGCAACGGGUCGUGUGGAAGUUUGAGGAUGAGCGCAUUCGCAACCUGCCCCCGAACGUGCUCGUGCGCAGCUGGUUGCCCCAGAGCGACAUACUGGGCCAUCGCAAUGUGAAGGUGUUUAUUACGCACGGUGGGCUGUUGGGCACGCAGGAAGGUGUGCAUCGGGCGGUGCCGAUGGUCGGUAUACCGAUCUACUGCGAUCAGCACCUGAACAUGAACAAGGCCACGCUGGGCGGGUACGCGGUGAAGCUGUACUUCCCCAACAUUACGGAGGAAUCGUUCCGCUGGGCGCUGGAGGAGGUGCUGUACAAUCCGAGCUACAAGAAGAACGUGGACAAGGUUUCGCAGAUCUUCCGCGAUCGGCCAGUGCCGGCGCUGGAGGAGUCCGUGUACUGGAUAGAGUAUGUGAUGCGGUACAAGGGGGCACCACAGCUGCGAUCGGCCGGGUUGGAUCUUCCGUGGGUUAGCUUCGCGUUGCUUGAUGUGGUUGGAUUGCUGGUGAUUGGGUUGAUCGGAGGAGUGCUUUUGGUACGCCGGGCUGUAUCGAAUUUGCUCGGCGGAAAGCGUAAAAGUAAGCGAAAAAAUGAAUAAUUAAAUGGAAAAGAGAAAGAGAGAG
Messenger RNA from Anopheles arabiensis, 1724 nucleotides. Its product is annotated as UDP-glycosyltransferase UGT5-like. The record is from RefSeq and is a predicted model, not a curated record. Lineage: Eukaryota; Metazoa; Arthropoda; Insecta; Diptera; Culicidae. Bases 140 to 1699 code for a protein of 519 amino acids. The transcript has 3 exons. Gene Ontology annotation, molecular function: UDP-glycosyltransferase activity.